AACACUUGGGCCCAGGAACUUAUACAAUUAUGGUAUGCAAUUUGGUCAUGACUACUAGAUGACCCCUAUUGAUUUUGAGGUCAGUACAUCAAGGUCUGUUAGUUCAUCUUCAGCCCAAAAGUCCAAAUUUCAUGUCCAUCAUUGAUAAUUUCUCAGCUAGACCACACAAUAGGAGAGAUAAGUGUUUUUUUCAAAAAAGCAAUCACCUGUAGUAGAUUUUUGAAAUAUUUUAUUUCAUUUACUUGAUUAAAAAUACUUGCUUAAAAUUAAAAUCACUAAAAAUUUCUUUUAAUUUAACUACCGUAAUAACAUUUUAGGAAAUGGACUUAAUUCAAAUAGGAAAUCAACUUAAGAAGUUUUAUGAAUACAGUCCCUGAAACAGAUUGCCUUUACAUAAUUACAAUAUAUCUUUCUGAAACACAUUUUGUAAAAUUUGAUCAAAUUACAUCAUUGUUAUUAGUACUGUGUUUUGAUCUGGAAGUUUGUAUUUGACUCAGAUGCUAGUCAACUGAAAUCAAAAUCUACAAAUAUAAUGAUUAUCUGUUAGAGUCAAAAUAUGACUUGGAUAAAAACUCAGUACUAAUAACCCUCGUAUCAUUUUCUGGUUUAAGUCACUUUUAAAGACAUGUUUUUGCAUAAAUAUAAAAUGUAUUUAAAAGAAGCACUAAAUUGUUUUAAUGAAGUCACGUUAACUGACGCAAUAAUGACUUGACAACAGCAGAGUGGAGUAUGACUUUACUGCAUUGGAGUUGAAAAUGGACUACCAUUGAUACAUAUUGCAUAGAGAUUGAUGAUGGGCAAUGAUAAAGUUGCAUACAUGCAACAAAGAAACAUCAUGAAACGUAUGGGAAUGAUGGCGAACAUGACUACAUGUUGCCACCCCAGCAGACACCUCAAAAGCCACGUAAACCAGUUGAAGACAGCGUUGUCACGGUCGACUGCGGCCCAUUUCUACGACGAUUUGGUUUACAUCGAUGCAUUCCACGCGAGAGUAGCCAAGUGUGGUUCGUGAAGGACAUUUGUGGGAUUAUAUGUGUGGUUAUCACAUGGAUGUUGAUACUUUACGCAGAAUACGUUGUCAUGUUCAUCAUGUUGUGGCCUAGCCCUAGUAGGGGAUAUUUCUGGGGCAACGCCAUCCUCUUCAAUGCCUUCACAUUUCUCGCCAUCGCGUCACAUUCCAAAGCCAUGCUCACAGAUCCAGGUGCGGUUCCCAAAGGCAAUGCAACGAGGGAGAAUAUUUUAAAACUCGGGUUAAAAGAGGGUCAAGUGGUGUUUAAAUGUCCGAAGUGUAUAAGCAUUAAGCCAGACAGGGCUCAUCAUUGCAGUGUUUGUCAGAGAUGUAUACGCAAGAUGGACCAUCACUGUCCUUGGGUAAACAACUGUAUUGGGGAAAAUAACCAGAAGUUCUUUGUACUUUUUACGUUAUAUAUUUGCCUGAUCUCCAUACAUGCUGUGUACAUGUCCAUACAACAUUUCAUCACGUGCAUCGGCAAAGACUGGAAAGGUAACGAUUCUGGUUGCUCUGGGGUGUCCCCACCAGCCACAACGAUAUUCCUGAUAUUCCUGGUGUUCGAGGGUCUACUAUUCGGGAUAUUCACAGCCAUAAUGUGCGGCUCACAAAUGACUGCCAUCUGCUCAGAUGAAACUGGAAUAGAAUCCCUUAAAAAGGACCAGGCAACUUGGGAGAGAAGAUCCUAUUGGUUGAGCGUCAAGGCCGUGUUCGGGCAUCCAUUCAGCUGGCGAUGGUUUUCUCCAUUCUCCCAACCAAACUUUGUGUAUUUUGGUUCACAACAAUACUGUGUAUGAGUGUGUGUGUGUAUCAGAGUGUGUAUGUGUCUGAGUGUGUGUGAACUUGUAAUUAAUGUGUGAGUGUUUCCAAUAUGAGAAUAUUCUAGCAGGAGGCUGAGUGAUCUUCAGGCACCCAUGUCCGAUCCAUUUUGAUACACUCCAUUUUGGAUUGGUUGAAACAUAGGUUUGGAUCAAGUUAGACUUAAAAAAAAUGAGUUUUAUGGGGGUUUUUAAAGUUCUUAUUAAAGUACAUGUACUAUUAUGGAGAAGUAUUUAUCCAUCAUAAUAAUUAAUUUUUGAAUUUAGGAGUUUUUUUAUUGAUAAUUUUGAGUGAGAGAACUUGAAAUUUUGCUGUGUUUUGAAACAAUGAAAAUAUGAACAUUAUUCCAUCUUAUUUCCAACAGAAUACAACUGUUGCAGCAAACUAUCACAAAUAGACUAGUAUUGGUUGGUUGUAUCUAUUUUAUGUAUAGUAUAUCACUGUAUUAAAAACAAUAUAAAAAAGAACAUUCAUAAACUCUAGUUUCUGUUUACGAGAUGAACUAUGGAAAACCAAGAUAUUGCUUAUCAUUAUUUACAAAGAAUCAUUAAAAAUUGUUUUCCAGUGAAUUACACAACUCAAAAUGUGUGUUAUUAGUUUUUUCUCUUGGAGAAUUUAAGCAACUUUUGGUGCACAUUGAGUGGAAUACAUCACAUUGUCUUCAUUGAAGCAUGGUCUUCAUCUGUCAUGUGUACAGGGAGGGCUCAGCUCGAGACAAAUGUAAAACCGUGUAUAAAUAGAAGGGCUUUCCCAUGUCUUCAGCUAAGCCCUCAAUUAUUUUUGUAGCAACAUGCUUCUCUAUCUAGGUUGAUCCUUGCAUAUAUAGGAUUAUAUUAUUUUUUAUACUUUUAAUAUCUGUAUAUUGUGUCCAAGCUUAACUUAUAAGCUUAACUUAUAUUAUGUAUCCUAUGUUUAUAUUUGACACUUUUAUAUGCAGAGGAAAUGGCAAUAGAUAACUGCGAGUAUAGUGUUAGCAACAAGUGUUCUAUACUUAGUGGAGAGUUAUGUCCCUUCAAACAAGCAGUGUUCUAUACUUAGUGCGGAGUUAUGUCCCUUCGCUCUCUGAAAAAGACAACAAGAUUAGAUUGUUUAAUAAAUCUGUAUGUUUGUAUGUAUUAAAAUCUUGCAAAAUAUUGAUGUUUGCUGUAGUUUUAAUCUAACUUGACAGAAAUCCUCAGUAAUUCACUUAUUUAUAUACUUUGAGGAAUAUGUUGCCCACUUAUAAGAUCAUUUUUUUGAAAAAUAUUCCAUCAAACGUGAUAGUUGUAUAUAGUUCAUCAUGUAAAUAGCCAUUGCUUAACAUUUAUAAAUAAGACCUUAAAUAUUUAUGAAAUUUUAAACAUCACUUCUGGCCCCAAUUUCUCAAAACUUCUUAAGUCCCUUAUAACAGGAUUAAGCUAAACUCACUAUUUUUGUUGUUCUAUUAUAUGCGUUAUAUUUACUUCUUUAAGAGUUUUUAGAAAUUAUAUAAAAAAAAUCUGUAUGCUAAUUAGAAGAAACCAUUUUUCAUUUAUCAAAAUCCAUUAUUAGUAUGUAUUUUGGCUAAUUGAAAUAAGCGACUUAAGCCUGUUAAGCUUAAGAAGUUUCGAGAAAUUGGGGCCUGGUGUUUUUGUGUCGCCUAAAAAGACGACAUAUAGGGGUUACUUUUGUCGGCGGCGGCGUCCGCGUCCCAUUUUCGCUUGUCCGGGGUAUAUCUCCUAAACUAUUAGUGGUAUCAACUUGAAACUUCAUAUGUAGAUAGAUCUAAUUGAGGGCAAGUGCAGUGCACAAGAACUGUUACUCUUGCUUCCAUAUUUUUAGGGUUAUUGCCCUUUAUUUUUCAUGCUUAAAGUUUUGUCCGGGGCAUAUCUUGUAGAAUAUAAGAGUUAUCAACUUGAAACUUCAUAUGUAGAUAGAUCUCAUGGAGGGCAAGUGCAGUGCACAAUAACAGUCACUCUUGCUUUCUUAGUUUUAAAAUUAUUGCCCUUUGUUAAUUUUCAUGCUUAAAGUUUUGUCCGGGGCAUAUCUUGAAGAAUAAGAGAGGUAUCAACUUGAAACUUCAUAGCUAAAUAGAUCUCAUUGAGGGCAAGUGCAGUGCACAACAACAGUAACUCUUGCUUUCUUAGUUUUAAAGUUAUUGCCCUUUGUUAAUUUUCAUGCUUAAAGUUUUGUCCGGGGCAUAUCUUGAAGAAUAUAAGAGGUAUCAACUUGAAACUUCAUAGCUAGAUAGAUCUCAUUGAGGGCAAGUGCAGUACACAAGAACCGUUACUCUUGCUGCCAUAUUUUUAGAGUUAUUGCCCUUUGUUAAUUUUCUUGCUUAGGUUUUGUCCGUGGCAUAUCUCGUAAACUAUAAGAGGUUUCAACCUGAAACUUAUUCCGUAGGUAUAUCUGACUGAGGGUUCAAAUGCCACCUACACUUGAAAGUUAAAUGGCAACAUCAUUGUCUAUAAAUGAAUAAAAUGCCAAUCUAACAGCUAUAAUGUCGACAGUAAAUAAUUCGUCAGGCGACACAUCCGACUCGCGGAGUUCUAGUUAUGUUGAAGUAUCUGCUGUUUUUUAUCAAAUAAAGAAUACCGGAAUUGUACUGCAUAACAAUGUAUGAACCCCAAAUGGUUAUUGUGUUUUACGCUUUUGAACAAAAACCUCUACAUUCAGCUACUAUUAUGAAACCUUUGUCUGUGCCAUUUAAGAACUAUGUGACCCUCUUUUCAAUGAGUAUAAGACAAAAUAUCUCCACAAAAUAUUGCAGGAUCAACAACUUUAUCUAGAUAAAACAAGAAGUUUCCCUUGCAUUAGUUUUCAUUAAGAACUUUUUUAUUUAACAUUAGCGGUGUAAAUGGUAUUUAAUGCUACCAUGGGUGAUAGAUUCAAAAGUUACAUGCUUGUUGAUCAGAUGGACACAGAGUACAUCGCUAGCAAAUUCCUUCUGUGUUUGUAAGUAUAAUAAAUUUGUUUCUCUUUAGUCGGGCUUGCUUUCUAGAACUAUUACCAGGUAAUUGUUUCAAACCUCUAGUAAAAGCCAAAUAAGCGUUUCUUAUUUUUGAAGGAUUUUAUUAAAUAUAAAAUAAAAAGAUUAUUAUACAAAUCAGCACUUACUUAAAAUAUUGGAGUAAACAUGCUUAUAUAUAAAUACACAAAGGAAAGAUAUUAUACAAUAUUUGUUACACUUUUUGUACAUUAAUUUAAUGUUUACAUACUGUUAUAUGUUAAAAAAAUAUACUAUGAAUUUUGUUGUACUUUUUUAAAUAAAGUAGAUUAUUGAACUGUCAACUUUGUCUUGGUUCUGUAU
Messenger RNA from Mya arenaria, 5096 nucleotides. Its product is annotated as palmitoyltransferase ZDHHC3-like. Gene Ontology annotation, molecular function: protein-cysteine S-palmitoyltransferase activity. The record is from RefSeq and is a predicted model, not a curated record. Gene Ontology annotation, cellular component: endoplasmic reticulum; Golgi apparatus. Lineage: Eukaryota; Metazoa; Mollusca; Bivalvia; Myida; Myidae. Gene Ontology annotation, biological process: protein targeting to membrane; peptidyl-L-cysteine S-palmitoylation. Bases 871 to 1806 code for a protein of 311 amino acids. The transcript has 7 exons.